Diaporthe batatas is the source of this 1071-nucleotide messenger RNA. RefSeq lists its product as uncharacterized. Lineage: Eukaryota; Fungi; Ascomycota; Sordariomycetes; Diaporthales; Diaporthaceae. The record is from RefSeq and is a predicted model, not a curated record. The transcript has a single exon. Bases 1 to 1071 code for a protein of 356 amino acids.
AUGAGCGACCUGCCCAGACUCCCGUUGGAGCUUAUCUUCAACAUCAUCGCAAGCCUGCUGGGUCCCCCCCAAAUCAUACACAAUCCGGCUCAGUCAUCCACCAAGACCCUUCUCUCCUUCACCCUUGUCUGCCGAGCCACAUACCCGGUUGCCACCAACUACCUCCGCGAACAAUGCCUGUUCAUAGAUAAUGACAGGCGCCUGCGCGACCUGAUCAACACCGUCGAGUCCACCAAGCACAGGUUCCAGGGCUAUAGACUGACCAUACAGCCGGGCAGCAGCAUCCGCCCUAUAUCAAGCCUAUACCUGUCCCCCUUCGCCCGGACCAUCGACAACCAGCCGACGGCGAUAUGGAUCCGGGAGCUCUUCUAUCUCGUGCACCCCACGCUGCGCCGUCUCGUCAUAGACAUCCCCCUGCGGAGCCUCUGCCCCGCUGAUGACCAUCUCAGCGUGCGCAAGACCCUCAGGGAGGCCUUUGGCCUGCUCACCGCGCUCGAGGAGUUCACGAGCGUGCGCGACGAGCUGUACCUCGACGUCCUGGAGCCCGAGUGGCGCACGGACAGGGAGGCGGCCGUCUGGACAUUGUGGCCGAGACUGCGGAGGCUUGCGCUCUACAACGUAGAUGCCGACGAGAGGUUCUGGAAGUCGGUGAGGGCAAUGGGCGCACUGGACACUGUUGUUUUGACGCGUGCGGAUGGGCUGGAAAGUACUUGCAUGAAGAGUGAGUACUUUGGCACUGCGCCUGGGAGUGGUGCCAGCAAUGAGAUUGAAGUCGAGUCGGCACCCCCGCGGCCGCUCAAGGUGGUGAUUGUCAACACAUCGACCAACCAGCCCAAUUAUAUGGCGGGCAGGUGGAAGUGGGACAAGAUCGACCCGACCAACGUCAUGAAGGUCAUGACAUACGAUGUGCCUACCUCGUUCUACGGUGAUGAGAACCCUAUCUACCUGUGUCAGGAUUGGGUAAAAACAGCGGCGCUUAGAGGGGAGAUAUGGGCAUGGGAGGGGGACCUAGUAAGGGGAGGGCCACGAGAUGGGUUAGGAAACGCCAUAGUAUUCGAGUUAGAGGCAUGA